CAGUGGAGCAGUGAGAUAGCUGUGGACAAGUUGCCUGCCGCGGUGUACUGACUCGUACAGCAGUCAGCUGUUAGUUAGCAUUCAUUGGCACGAACUGAGCACCGGCCGCGCGCUAACAUGAUUAGAACGUACGAGACCCGCAAGUCUAUCUCAAUCCCUACAGAGGAGGACAUGGCGGAGGUCGUGAUAGUGGAGGACAAAGUGGAGGAGGUCGAACUACGGGAGACCAAGCCCGUGGAGGACAAACCAGUCCCUCAGGAGGUUAUUCAGAUCUCUAAGGACGAUGUUCCGUUCGUAUUCAGCCCGCUGUCCGACGAGUUAUCCAAUCUGGUCCGAGCCGCCUGCACCCUGAUGCCCCCCGCAGAGGUGACGGUCAGCCCCCCUGGCUGCGUCCUCACCGAGAACUACUGCAACUACGCGAAGCGUAUCCGAGACUUGGAGGUGCGCGAGGACGAUAUCUGGAUUGUAUCCUUUCCCAAGUCGGGGUCUCGGCUAACACAAGAGCUGGUGUGGUUGCUGACCAACAACCAGGACUACGAAGAAGCCCAGAAAACAGUUCUUCACAAACGUUUCAUUUUUCUAGAAUACAUAACAUUGUGGCCAGAGGGUGCUGACCAACCCGAUACUGUGUCUUGGGUGGAGGAAAUGCCCUCACCUCGGUUUAUCAAAUCCCACCUCCCCUUGGAAUUGCUUCCCAAACAGCUGUGGACAAAGAAACCUAAGAUAAUCUAUGUUGGGCGAAACCCCAAGGACUCUGCAUUAGCAUACUUCGCUCACUACCAGAAGUUCUACCAGUACACGGGGUCGCAAGAUCAGUUUUUUGAAGCGUUCUAUCGUGAUAAAGUUGUAUUUAGUCCAUUCUGGGAGCACGUCCUGGCGUUUUGGGAAAAGAGAAAGGAACCAAAUGUUCUCUUUAUUACGUUUGAAGAGAUGUCUCAGAAUUUACCAGCUGUUAUUAAACGAACUGCAGCCUUUCUCGGCACCUCCGUGGAGUCGGAAGCGGAGGCGAAACUUCUGGAUCAUCUUCAGUACGAAAGGGCAAAAAACAAGGAAGAAAAAAAAGAAGGAGAAGAGGAGGUGGAGGAUCGACUGAACCUGGUGAGCCUGGGGAAGGCGGGGUGUUGGCGGCAGUCCAUGACUCCGUCAUGUGCUGAGAAGUUCGACAAAUGGACAAAAGAGAAACUGGCCGGCACAGAUUUCAGUAAUGUAUUCAUGAUCAUUUAGUGCCGAUCACUGCCCCGGUUUUGUUAAUAAUCUCUAGAAAAUUGUAAAACGUUGUUACGAAAAUGAAAAUAUAUGUAUAUAACUGGUUAAA
Messenger RNA from Homalodisca vitripennis (glassy-winged sharpshooter), 1315 nucleotides. Its product is annotated as luciferin sulfotransferase-like. The coding region runs from base 118 to 1224 and encodes 368 amino acids. Gene Ontology annotation, biological process: sulfation. The transcript is spliced from 7 exons. Gene Ontology annotation, molecular function: sulfotransferase activity. The record is from RefSeq and is a predicted model, not a curated record. NCBI's taxonomy places the organism in Eukaryota, Metazoa, Arthropoda, Insecta, Hemiptera, Cicadellidae. Gene Ontology annotation, cellular component: cytoplasm.